This is a messenger RNA of Tribolium castaneum (red flour beetle), 1310 nucleotides long. Its product is annotated as venom acid phosphatase Acph-1. Gene Ontology annotation, biological process: dephosphorylation. Gene Ontology annotation, molecular function: phosphatase activity. Bases 69 to 1166 code for a protein of 365 amino acids. The record is from RefSeq and is a predicted model, not a curated record. Lineage: Eukaryota; Metazoa; Arthropoda; Insecta; Coleoptera; Tenebrionidae. The transcript has 6 exons.
UUUUGAUAACCCCUCAGUCAAAUAACUAUAUAUUAAAGCAAUGAUUAAUUAGGGUAAUUAGUACGAAAAUGGUGAAACUACACUUGUGUUUACUUUUGGCGACUGCCAAUUUUUUCGUCCUAAUUGACUGCAAAACCAGUACUUUGGAACUAGUCCACGUGCUUUUCAGACACGGGGAUCGAACUCCUGACAGACGUGUAAUCUAUCCGAAGGAUCCGCACAUUAAUGAGACUUACUACCCUUUCGGUUAUGGUCAACUGAACAAUGCCGGAAAACGCAAACAAUACUUACUGGGGAAAGCGUUAAACAAGCGGUACAAGAAAUUUUUAGGCACUUAUACUUUAAACACAAUCGAUGCCCGUUCUACUGAUUACAACAGGACGAAAGUGUCCUUGCAGCUCGUUCUGGCUUCGUUAUUCCCACCCGAAAAGGAACUAGUUUGGAACAAAAAUUUGGAUUGGCAACCCAUUCCAUUUAACUAUUGGAUCCUCCGCGAUGAUCACGUUUUAGGCGACCCUUAUAAAAAUUGCAAACGGUACAAAAACAGUUACAAUGAUUUUUUAAACUCAUCAGAUGGACAAAAGCUGUUUAGGCAAUAUUCAGACUUUGGGGAAUAUAUCAUGGAGAAUAGUGGCUCAAAUUUUACGAGUAAGCUAAUGGCCGAUAUGUAUUUCACGCUGACUACCGAACGAGAAAAUGGGCUUGAAUUGCCACCGUGGACUGAGAAAGUUUACCCGAAAGUUUUAAGUAACUUGACUCGUUUGGACUAUGUUCUAAAUACCGCAAACACAGAGUUGAAAAAACUGGCUUCAGGAUUCUUGUUGAAGAAAAUCAUUACCGACACUGAGCAAAAAGUCAAGAAUAUGUUGCAUCAAAGAAAGCGCAUGUUUAUAUAUUCAGCACACGAAUACAAUAUCGCCCAUUUGAUGAAUCUUUUGGGAAUAUAUUACCCUCAUGUUCCACCUUAUGGUUCCUACAUCUUGAUAGAGAUUCACAACAUUAAAGGCGUUCGAAUCGUUAAGGUUUUUUAUCAGGAUUAUCAGACCGAAAAGCCAAAACGGAUGAAACUGCCGAAUUGUCACAAUUUCUGUCGGUUUGAACGUUUCGUCAGCCUCUAUAAAAAGUAUUUGCCUGAGUCUGAAAACGAGUGCGAGCUUCAAGAUUAGAGAAUAAAACACACUAAGUCUCGGAAUUUAUUUGACUAGUCAAGUAAUAGUUUUGUUCUUUGGAACAAAUUUAUUUAACUUUGUGAGUUAAUUUAAGAAUGCUCUAUUUUGAGCAAAAUUUUGCAAUAAAAUCAUUUGACGAAA